Molecule: messenger RNA, 1017 nt
Organism: Strongyloides ratti
Lineage: Eukaryota; Metazoa; Nematoda; Chromadorea; Rhabditida; Strongyloididae
Product: RNA recognition motif domain and Tudor domain and Nucleotide-binding, alpha-beta plait domain-containing protein
Exons: 2
Coding region: 1-1017 (338 amino acids)
Molecular function (GO): RNA binding
Source: RefSeq, a predicted model, not a curated record
AUGGCCACAAGUGAAUUAAAGAUCAUUGUCACUGGUUUUCCACAAACAUGGAAUGAUUGGGAUGUUUUUCAUAAUUUUUUUAAAUUUGGUUAUAUUAGAAAUGUACGUCUUUAUAAUAAAAUGGCUUUCGUUGAAAUGAUGACAAAAGAAGGAUAUGAUAAUUUGUUAGAUUCUGUAGAAAAGGACAAACUUGAAGUUAAUAAUUGUGUACUAACCGUAAAAGCUAAUCAUGUAAAAGUUAUUGAUGAUCCAUUUAUUCCACACUAUGAACAUCAUGAAGACUUUUUUGAAACUUCUGAGAUGUCAGAUGAAAAAGUUUAUAUAAAUGAAUUUGAUGGAGCUCGAAAUAGUUUGAAUUUCUCUUUUUGGGUCCCACUUCAUACUGAUGAAGAUAAGAAAUUAGAAAAAAAACUUGAAAUUGAAUUUAAAAAAACAAAAAGAGUUGGUAGACUAGGUGUUAAUUCUUUUGUAGUUGUUAAGAGAUGUGAAGAAUAUAUGAGGGGACAAGUUAUAAAACGUCUUAAUCAUGGUGCUUAUGUUAUAUUUUUUGUUGAUCGUGGUUUCAAAACAGCAGCUAAGGAGGAAUUUGUUAGACCAUUAACUGAUGAAGCAAUACUCAAUGUUCGUUUCAAAGCUGCUUUGUGUACAUUAAGUAAUUUAAGUAAUACAAAAACUAAUUUCUACAAUGAAUUUAAUAACAUUUUAUGUCAAAAUAUUUCUCUUAAAGGAUAUAAAAUAUCACUAGUUGGAUUUGAGGGAUUUAAUUCCAAGGUUAAUAUUGAAAUUUUUUGUAAAGAUGGCCGAAGUUAUGAUUUGGCUAGAAUGCUUGCUAAAAAAGGAGUUUGUGAUUUAGUAAAGUGUGAAAGUUUAGAGGAAGAUAAAGAAAACAUUGGAUCCAAUGUUAAAGUAUCUGGUUCUUAUUCUGUAAAUAGAUAUACAUCAGAAGAAAUAAAAAAUAUUGGCAAAAAUGAUUCACUAAUUCUUGGUAAUAUAAAUAAACGUGAUAUGAAUUGUUGA